AUGUCGGAUACCGAGAGUGUCGACUACCUCCAGACGGGCUUCGACCCCAAGUCGCUGACCGUCCCGAGGUUACGAUCCAUACUCGUCACCUACAAUAUCAGCUAUCCUGCCACCGCCAAGAAGCAGCAGCUCAUCGACCUCUUCAAUGAGCAUGUCGUACCGCAGUCCAAGAAGAUCCUCAACCAGCGCGCCCGCGCAAAGCGAUCCAGCCGCGGUAUUGUCGAUGUUGAAUCGCAGAGCUCCGCGAGCUUCGACGACCACGAGCUCAUGCCGCCUCCAACCGCUACACGGGCCAGAUCGCCGCGGAAAUCUACGAGAGUGAAGCAGGAGUCGGAAGAACCCGAGCAUGCGCCCGAACUGCGAAGCCCGCGCAAGAGGCAAGUUCGCUCCACGAGUCGGCAGCUCGCUCCGACGUCAGACGAAGACGAGCUGCCCAAAGCCGAGAGCGCCAGGCCAGGUCGCAGAUCCAGGACCAAGACUCCACAGGUCAAGGAAGAGGAGUUCGACGACGACCAUGUGCUCCGGGAGAGCGGAGAAGAUGAGAGCGUCUUUACCAGCGACAACCCCUUCCAGAGCGGUAGCUCACCACCUCCCGUCAAGACUCCGAGCAACCGGCGCAGGACCACGGGCGCAGAGAGCACAAAGGCUACUGCCAGCUCGACGACGAGGAGGCGGACUGACGGACCCGUGACCUCGAGCGAUAAGUCCUCAAAGUACUCCAAGACCUACGAGAUUCCUCUGGCCAGAAAGUCUCCCAAGACCCCUGAGCCAGACGUUGUCGAGGCUGGCGAGGAGUUCACUCCCGACGAGCAGCUGGAGCUCGCUCAACAGGAGGCUGAGCGCGGUCCUCUGGUACGGCAGCCGAAACCGGCACGGCGCGGUUCAAGUCUCGCAACCCCUCUCUGGGUCCUCGUCCUCACCUUGCUGGGCGCUUAUGCUGCCUGGUACCGGCAGGAGAAGAUUGCUGUUGGAUACUGUGGUGUGGGAAGACCGGCGCAGUCGAUUAUCCCCCCAAAUAUCCGCCUACCAGCAUGGGCGGCUGAUAGCAAAGUGGCCGAAUGGCUAUCUGAAGUCGAGCUUCCCCCCGCGGUCCUCGCAACGCUGGAACCCCAAUGCGAACCUUGCCCUGUCCAUGCGACCUGCUACGAUGACUUCUCUGUCAAGUGCGACGAUGAUUACAUCCUGAAGGCGCAUCCACUCUCGCUCGGUGGUCUGAUCCCGCUUCCACCAACCUGCGAGCCCGAUGGCGAGAAGGUCCGUCGCGUUAAGGCCGUGGCUGACAAGGCUGUCGAGGAGCUGAGAGAUCGUCGCGCCAAGUUCGAAUGUGGUGAACUUGUGGACGAAGAGGGCGAGGAAACCAACACGCCUGCUAUCAAUGAGCAGGAUUUAAAGGAGGUCAUCAGCGAGAAGAGAAGCAAGAAGCUGGACAAGCAAGAGUUCGACGACCUCUGGGCGUCUGCUCUCGGAGAUAUCAAGGAGAGGGAUGAAGUUGAAGUCGAGGUUCAGCAAACCCCCGAUUCCGGAGGCAUUCCAAACACCCGACUCUCGUCCACCUCUCUCGCUCGCCUUCCGAUCACCUGUGCGAUCCGCCGAUCCCUCUGGCUCGGAUUCGCACGAUUUCGACUCUAUCUUCUCCUUGUGAUCCUGUCCACGGGCAGCCUCUUCUACGCGCGAUCUCGGUACCGGUCCCACCGGGCCACCGUCGCGCAGAUCCCGGCCCUGGUCGAUAUAGUCAUGGACAAGCUGUCUGCGCAGAAGGAGAUUGCUUAUGACGACAGCACCGAGGACCCCUUCCUCUUCCUCCCGAACCUGCGAGACGACGUCCUCCGGGCGAUGCACUCGCUCGCCGAGCGGGAGCGCGUGUGGCAGCGCGUCCGGCCCGUCGUGGAGCAGAACAGCAACGUGCGGACCGGGCAGCGCGAGGGGCGCAACGGCGAGGUCGGCCGCGCGUGGGAGUGGAUCGGCCCGACGGCCAGCCUCACGGCUGGCGGUGGCGAGGCCAGCGCGCGCAGACGGCGCAGCGCGCGCGUCUCGUUUGGGCCGGGCGUGAAGAAGGAGGAGGAGGAUGAUGAGGACGUCAAGACGCCCGUGGCGGAGAUGGUGGAGAAGAGCCAGGACCGGUCGGGCAUCCACAGGCGGUGGGAGGAACCUAGGCCGAUCUAUUGA
Messenger RNA from Thyridium curvatum, 2166 nucleotides. RefSeq lists its product as uncharacterized. Gene Ontology annotation, cellular component: nuclear inner membrane. The record is from RefSeq and is a predicted model, not a curated record. Lineage: Eukaryota; Fungi; Ascomycota; Sordariomycetes; Thyridiales; Thyridiaceae. The coding region runs from base 1 to 2166 and encodes 721 amino acids. Gene Ontology annotation, molecular function: chromatin binding. The transcript is spliced from 2 exons.